UUUUGAACUUGCUCGUCGCUUCAUUUUCUAACCACAUCCUCAUUACAAAGAUCUGAUACAUGUCCAAGAGAAAGUAUAGCUCUCCAGCAAUUUUGAACGCAGAACUCGAAGCUGUCCGCGGGAAGGUCUCCCUUGAAGAGACAGAGGAGUCAUGGGACAAGAUCGAGCAGGGCAUCGUGCAGCUUACCCAUUGUUGUAAUAAUGGUGGAUGCGACUUCGCCACGGAAAUGGUUGCUGGUAUACGCUCGCUUUCUAGACCUAUCAACCACGCUAUGAAUUCGGAGCGUAGUAGGCUGUCAGGUUCCACGAUCGAACUUGUGAAGGCUCUGUUAACCGGUCUGGGCUCCUCAUUUGAGCCCCUCGUCUCGCUGUUUAUGCCGACUCUUCUCGGGCUUUGUGGCCGGACCAACAAGGUGUUCACAAGCCGAGCAAAGGCGUGCAUUCUCGCUGCAAUUGAAAAUACUCAAUCGACUUCGAUUCUGCCGUAUCUCGCAGACUCUUUAACCCAAAAGUCGGUUUCUCUGCGUGUAGUGGCUGCAGAGGGUGUCCUUGCUUGCCUAAACUGCUUCAAUCCUCCUGACAUUGAGAAGGACACGCGUGCUCGACUUAUCGAAGACGUUAUCAAGUUGACUGCCCGGGAUGCCAGCGCAGACGUUAGAAGAGUGGGAAAGUUGAUUUUUGAGGCAUAUAAAGCCCUUUUACCUGAUCGCGUAGAUAGUUUCAUUGCGCCCUUAACCCCUGUCAUCAAGAAGUACUUAGACGUGAAAGGGACAGUUGCUUCACGGUUGGCUGCACAAGCAGUUUCCCGUGGUCCCGCAGCGACAGGAAGAGUGACCACAAAGCCAAUCGGGUCCCUCCAGGCUCAGAAGACGAGUUCUCAUUCUAGAGCUCCAUCUACGCAGAGCACUAUCUCCACUCGUGCUUCCGGGAAACAUGCAGAGAGACCCAUACGUCCUCCUAGCUCUGAGCUGCCGCGAGAGGUACCUGCAGCAAGGCUACGUGCUGUGUCAAGUCAAGCAACAUCUAGUGCAAUUGCGGGGUCAUCAAUGAGGGAAACAUCUCGCCAAGGUGCACUCCGUCCCCCGUCGGUGGAAACAGGUCCAUCCACUGUGCAAAGCACAAAUCGACGGAAGGACAUCUCACGUCCUCCAGUUCCCACUAUGCAGGGCCCUCAGCGAGUAGACACUAUGCUCAUGAAGUCACACGACGAGAAGCCUCGUGUUGGAGGAGGAGCUCGAAGAGUUCUCAUUCCCACAGCUCCUUUACCAGAAACCAAUGACACCACGACAAUACGGCCAGUUUCAAAGACCGGUCCUCCUUCAACCAAGCCAACUUCGGUUAACUCACUCGCACAAUCUGUUCCGAAACGAGAUUCACAGAAUGAUCCAGUAACCACAAAAUUAGCUCAACUGCCCCGGCUCGCGCUGCGUCAUCAGCGGUCACUGCUACCACCAGACCGCCAUCUCGAACGGGACCACGGCCAGUCACGGUCACCGACCACGGAGGUUGAGCAACAGCAGACUUCCCGUAAGCAGGCUGUUGAACCUAGUCGUUCUAGCCAGCAAGCCGCGGUUCAGAAGAAGCCGGUGUGGGGAGGACGGUCGUCGGGCAAACUGUCCAAGCCUGUCGUCAAGGGACUUUCGAUACGUCCCAAGCAGGGCAGGGUGAAGAGUUCUGACACUCGCAAGCCCGCACCGGAACACGUACCAUUGCCUCCCAGUCCCACUGUAUGUCCUACUGCAGUGCCUCUGCCAUCUUCCCCACCUUGUAGUCCCCGUCAGUCACCUCAGCUCGAGCCACCAGCGUCAGGAGGGCAAUCCGUGCAAGUUACUAUCGAUGAUACACAUGUCGCAAAAGAUGUUCGUCCUCCCUCCACCUCCAUUGAAGCUACGCCUCUGCGCAACGUGAACCUUCAAGAGUCCCCAUCCAAAACACCCAUAACAGCUCUCCUUUCAUCUAUUCAACGUGGAUUCUUAUUUACACCUUCGUCGCCGCUCUCACCUCCCCAAGCUUAUGUAACUGAAGUCAUUGCUCAUACAUACCGCCCGAACAGCCCAACAGCUUACAAAGACAUGGCCUGCGUUGGUGUCAUUUAG
Messenger RNA from Suillus fuscotomentosus, 2096 nucleotides. Its product is annotated as clasp N terminal-domain-containing protein. Lineage: Eukaryota; Fungi; Basidiomycota; Agaricomycetes; Boletales; Suillaceae. Gene Ontology annotation, biological process: mitotic spindle assembly. The transcript is spliced from 4 exons. Gene Ontology annotation, cellular component: mitotic spindle midzone; mitotic spindle; spindle microtubule. Bases 60 to 2096 code for a protein of 678 amino acids. Gene Ontology annotation, molecular function: microtubule binding. The record is from RefSeq and is a predicted model, not a curated record.